This is a messenger RNA of Alligator sinensis (Chinese alligator), 569 nucleotides long. RefSeq names its product SNAP associated protein (gene SNAPIN). NCBI's taxonomy places the organism in Eukaryota, Metazoa, Chordata, Crocodylia, Alligatoridae. Gene Ontology annotation, molecular function: SNARE binding. Gene Ontology annotation, cellular component: BORC complex; synaptic vesicle; BLOC-1 complex. Gene Ontology annotation, biological process: lysosome localization; lysosome organization; synaptic vesicle exocytosis. The transcript is spliced from 4 exons. The record is from RefSeq and is a predicted model, not a curated record. The coding region runs from base 1 to 237 and encodes 78 amino acids.
AUGGCCCUGGCCACGGAGCUGUGCCGGAUCAACGAGGACCAGAAGGUCGCGCUGGACCUGGACCCAUACGUGAAGAAGCUGCUGAACGCGCGGCGCCGCGUCGUGCUGGUCAACAACAUCCUGCAGAACGCACAGGAGCGGCUACGGAGACUCAAUCACAGCGUAGCCAAGGAGACGGCGCGCAGGAAGGCCAUGCUGGAGUCGGGGGGCUACCCGCAGGGCUCCCCCAGCAAGUGAUGCUGCUGGGCCCAGGCUGCCGUGCUGGACUGAGUGGAUUGCAGUGGGACCUCCAGCUCAUACUAACUGCCCCAAGGGCUGGUUCAGGCCCACAGACCAAUGGCUGAGGAGAGUUGGCUCCCUACAGCUCCUGCUGACAUUAGUGCCAAGGAUACCUGGGCCAGCAGCAGGCAGCUGCCUGCUCUGGGGCUUGCCCGCGUGGAGGGAAGGGGAGGUGGUUCUGCGUACCUGCCCCCUGGGCCAGCCAAGACAGCACACACUAACCCCAGCUCCAUGUACUGCACCGCUAGGCUACAGGUGGCACAAUAAAGUGACCCCCCCCCGCUUGCAAA